AUGGCAGACGACAAAGAAGACCGCGUCGUUAGCGAUGAGCAGAUCGCUCAGCCUCUCGAUCAGCGCGCGAUGAAGCCGUUGCUGCGCAAGAUUGACUUGUACCUUUUGCCCAUCAUGUGCGCGACCUACAUGUUCCAGUUUCUCGACAAGUCCGCUCUAAGCAACGCCGCCAUCCUCGGCAUCCGGCCCGACCUGGCCCUCUCCGGCGGCGACUACUCCUGGGCGGCUGCCAUCUACUACUUUGGCUUUCUCGUCGCGUCCUAUCCCGCGGCGUGGAUCAUGGUACGGAUGCCCGUGGCCAAGUUUAUGGCCGUGUCCGUAUUUCUUUGGGGGAGCGUUCUAAUGAUGAUGGCGCUCCCGCAUAACGCCACCGGCCUGCUCACCGUGCGCUUCUUCCUCGGCGUGUGCGAGGCGCCGCUUGGCCCCGGGCUCACCAUCAUCGUGGCCAUGUGGUACCGGCGCUCCGAGCAGCCGCUGCGGCACGCCGCGUGGUUUGCGGGCAACUCGGUCGCCGGCAUCUUUGGCGGCAUCGUCGCCUACGGCAUCGGCCACAUUCACUCAGUGGCACCCUGGAAGGCACUGUUUCUCAUUUUUGGAGCUGCGACGGUCUUGUUCGCGGCCAUCGUCCUGGCCAUGCUGCCCGACAUCCCGGCCAAGGCCCGGUGCCUAUCCAAAGCGGAACGAGACAUGGCUGUGGCGCGCGUUAGCAAAAACAUGACGGGCAUCCGCAACAACGAAUACAAGUGGUAUCAGGUGCGCGAGGCGCUCCUGGAUGUCAAGACCUGGCUACUUGCCGUUGUACAGUUCUGCGCAUGCGUUGCGAAUGGGGCAAGCAGUUUUUCGUCGAUUGUCAUCAAAGGCUUUGGAUUCACUGAGCUCAACACCUUGCUGCUCUACUCCGCACGCGCAUCCACAACAUCCGGACAUACUGCCUGGCUGCCUGCGUUCUCUUGGGCAUGCUGGGCGGGCUGCUCAUCCGGCAGCUCCCGCCGCAUCUGA
This is a messenger RNA of Akanthomyces muscarius, 999 nucleotides long. RefSeq lists its product as uncharacterized. Bases 1 to 999 code for a protein of 332 amino acids. Gene Ontology annotation, molecular function: dipeptide transmembrane transporter activity; allantoate transmembrane transporter activity. Gene Ontology annotation, cellular component: plasma membrane. Gene Ontology annotation, biological process: transmembrane transport; dipeptide transport; allantoate transport. The record is from RefSeq and is a predicted model, not a curated record. The transcript is spliced from 6 exons. Lineage: Eukaryota; Fungi; Ascomycota; Sordariomycetes; Hypocreales; Cordycipitaceae.